Sorex fumeus (smoky shrew) is the source of this 1553-nucleotide messenger RNA. It is a transcript of the gene JAM3, whose product is annotated as junctional adhesion molecule 3. The transcript has 9 exons. The coding region runs from base 1 to 942 and encodes 313 amino acids. Gene Ontology annotation, molecular function: protein heterodimerization activity; protein homodimerization activity. NCBI's taxonomy places the organism in Eukaryota, Metazoa, Chordata, Mammalia, Eulipotyphla, Soricidae. The record is from RefSeq and is a predicted model, not a curated record. Gene Ontology annotation, biological process: cell adhesion; angiogenesis.
AUGGCGCUGAGGCGGCGGCUGCGGCUCGGGCCCCGCGCCCCGCUCCCCGCCGCCUUCCUGCUGCUGCUGCUGCUGCUGCUGCGGGGCUGCCUCGUCGGGGCUGUGAAUCUCAAGUCCAGCAACCGGAACCCGGUGGUGCAGGAAUUUGAAAGUGUGGACCUGUCCUGCAUCAUCACGGACUCACAGACAACCGACCCCAGGAUUGAGUGGAAGAAAAUUCAAGACGACCAAACCACAUACGUGUUUUUUGACAACAAAAUUCAGGGAGAUCUGGCGGGGCGUGCGGAGCUGCUGGGGAGAACCUCGCUCCGGAUCUGGAAUGUGACGCGCAAGGACUCGGCCUUGUACCGCUGCGAGGUGGUGGCGCGCAACGACCGCAAGGAGAUAGAUGAGAUGGUCAUCGAGCUCCUGGUGCAAGUGAAGCCGGUCACCCCUGUGUGCCGAGUCCCCAAGGCCGUGCCCGUGGGCAAGGCAGCCACGCUGCACUGCCAGGAGGGCGAGGGCUACCCCCGGCCCCACUACAGCUGGUAUCGCAACAACCUGCCCCUGCCCACCGACUCCCGGGCCAACCCCCGCUUCCGCAACUCCUCCUUCCUCCUGAACCCCGAGACCGGCACGCUGGUGUUCAGCUCUGUGCACAAGGACGACUCGGGCCAGUACUACUGCAUCGCCUCCAACGACGCGGGCUCCGCCAGGUGCGACGAGCAGGACAUGGAAGUCUAUGACCUGAACAUCGGCGGCAUCAUCGGGGGCGUGCUGGUGGUCCUGGCUGUCCUGGCCCUCAUAACUGUGGGCAUCUGCUGCGCAUACAGGCGCGGCUAUUUCAUCCACAGCCAGCAGAGCACUGACAGUUACAAGGGCCCAGGGCGGCCGGACGGGGUGAACUACAUCAGGACAGACGAGGAGGGUGCCUUCCGACACAAGUCGUCCUUCGUCAUCUGAGAGAUGGCAGCAGUGCACCUGGACACCUCUUCUGCAGCCCUGCUGGCCCGGCAGGUGCCCUUGGACGUGCUGAUGUCAGCGCAUGCAGCAGUGUUUUGUUUGGCCAAAGUUGACUGCGCCUCUUUUCUGACUCCCUAACAAGCCACGCGAGUAAAGAAUUUUCCUCAAGAUGGGACAGUCUCCACCAGGAAGACGGCCUGACCUCUGGGGACUGGUUCCAGGCUGUGUGGCUGCCUCGCGCUUGGGAGCUGGGGUUCAUCCAGUGUUGGACCCCACAACUGCCACCACGCUCAGGGACAGAGAAUUGGCUCUGCCAUGGCUGUCCCUCCGCCGGCAGGUGCUGUGCCUUCUCCCAGGUCAGCCGGGAGGCUGUCGUAAAGGCAGCCCAACCCUGGGAGCGCAUGCCUGCUGGCGGGGGAUGGGGGUGGGAGGGUCUCCCGGAGGGCCCUGCCUGCCCUGGGGUUCGAGUGAGAAGAGCUUCACCUCAGCCUAACUUUGAAAUGGUACUGAACAAAGUCCCGCUUUUUCCAAUGGGUGUUUUAUAACCUUUUACAUUCUAAAUUUUUGCUAAAGAUGUAUUUUGAUUACUGAAAUUUUCUAUUUAAACUGUA